Molecule: messenger RNA, 5168 nt
Organism: Salvelinus fontinalis (brook trout)
Lineage: Eukaryota; Metazoa; Chordata; Actinopteri; Salmoniformes; Salmonidae
Product: nucleotidyltransferase MB21D2-like
Exons: 7
Coding region: 157-1731 (524 amino acids)
Source: RefSeq, a predicted model, not a curated record
AUUUCCGAGGUCUGUGUUGCUAGGGAAGGUGGUGCUGGGGACCUGUUGGAAAUGACGGGAGAAGAAAUCAGAUUUCAAUAUCAAGACCGAAACAGUACGCCUGGAAUAUAGCAAAGAAACUUCACCAGAUCUGCGUGUUAAGGGGUGUGAAUAACCAUGGAGACCUUGAUAAGUGCGGUGGCCCCUCGGUCCCCAGCCCCGGUGAAGAAAGCCUCGGAGGUGGAUUUCAGGUCGGGGGUCAUACUGGAGCAGCUGUCAUCUCAGGUGUCUGAGCUAGUCACCCUGGAGCAGGGGGACUUCGGGGACCAACUGGCCCUGGAGGUCCACACGGCCAAAGACUUUAUCUUCAACAUGCUGGGUUUAGUACAGAAGGUGGACCAGCGUCUCCCGGUGGCCAAUGAGUACCUGCUCCUGUCUGGGGGGGCCAGGGAGGGGGUUCUGGACCUCAACCCAGAGGAGCUGGGGGACUACGCCAAGGGGGCCGACUUCGACCUGGACUUCACCCUCCUGGUGCCCGCGCUCAAGCUCCACGACCGCAACCAGCCCGUCACCCUAGACAUGCGGCAGUCGGCCCCCUGCCACUCCUGGCUGUCCCUGCGUCUGUGCGACCCCAACACUCUGGCCAGGUGGAGCAUCUGCUGCCAGGAGGAGAACGGAUUACCCCCCGAUGAUGAGGAGGAGGAUGAAGAGGAAAGGGGAAUGGGUCACCAAGUCUCUGGUGCUGUUCCCCCCUCCCUCCAUUCCCCCCACCAGUCUCUGGAUGGGUGCUACUUCUCUCCCGCGCUGGUGGCUGACUGGUUCUGGGGGGUGGUUUGCGAGGCGGUGGACGAGCUGAGACGUUCACCACAGAGAGGCAUCCCCAUCCCGGAGAGGCUGGAGCGCAACGGACCCCUGACCACCCUCAUUCUUCAGGCGGGGUCCAGUCGAGUGCUCUAUGACCUCCUGCCUGUGGUGUCCUUCCGGGGCUGGCCCGCCGUGGCCCAGAGCUGGCUGACGGCCAACCACUUCUGGGACGGGAAGAUCACGGAGGAGGAGGCCAUCUCUGGGUUCUACCUGCUGCCCUGCCCGGCCCCGCUGGGGGGGAGGCCCGACCGGGAGUGGAGGCUGGCCUUCUCACGCAGCGAGGUUCAGCUGAAGAAGUGCAUCCCGUUCCCCAUGGCCCAGGCCUUCCAGGCAGCCAAGGCUGUCCUCUCCCGCCUCCUGGCUCGUCCCCGCACUGGCCUCAGCCCCUACCACCUCCGCACCCUCCUCUUCUGGGCCUGUGACCGCCUGCCCCCCUCCUACCUGUCUUCGCCUGACUCUGACAAUCCCGCCCGUCUCCUCCUGGGCCUCCUGGAUGACCUGGCCCACUGCAUCUUGGGUAAGAACUGUCCCAACUACUUCCUGCCCCAGUGCAACAUGCUGGAGCACCUGUCGGACAGCCAAGCCCUGCUGGUGGCCCGGAAGCUGGCUCACGUCCGCUCAGACCCCACCGAGCACCUCCGGGCGGCCCUGGACCAGGCACAGCAGGCAGGCCAGCUCAAGAGGAAGGCGGCGGGCGCCACCAACGGGCAUGGCGGGUCACCUGGCCACAGGUAUCCGGCCAGCGGCAUCAUCUCACCCUCGGACGACAAGCUGGCGGCCAGGCUGCAGCAGCUGGUGACAGAAAACCCAGGGAAGUCGAUUUCUGUGUUUCUCAACCCUGAUGAUGUCACUAGGCCACACUUCCGCAUCGAUGACAAAUUCUACUGACCCGAGGGCCUAGUGUAGUGUUGUGGUAGCCACACACACACUCUCACACACAAGUAAAAUAGCGGGCCAAAAGUUUACGAGUCAACCAGGAUGGCUCGAGGCGCGAAACACUGCCGGUCGCUGCUCCCUAUACUGCCCCCUCUUGGCGGAUAAUGAUAACGGCGCUAACUAAUGAGCGUUAACGACUCUGCUGUAACUAUAAGACACUGUACCAAAAAAUCCAUACUGCACGCUCCCAAGAAGAUGCUAGCCCUAGAGAAACCAACACACUUUUAUCGAUUUAGAGACCCCGUGACAGAAAAAGGCUUGUUAAGUUGUUACCACGGAGACCACUGCUCUUUAUCAAGCUUGCCCUAAUGAGAUGUUUUUUUUUAGCUGGUGCUACAAAGAAAAGAAAGAAUCGCUUUAGAACAAAGAAAGAAGCUGCUGCUUACAAAGGGUACGCCGUUUCAUUCUCUUAAGGGUUUGUGCUCGUCUCGUCUCUGCACACCGCUGAGAAUACUGUAUUCCCCCUUUUUCUGCCCAAUCAAAGUGGGUGAUAGCUGAAUAAGAAAUGGAGUAUCAAGGUACUAUGAUGUAACUGAAUGUAAUUUGGUGUGGGGAAAUGUCUUUGAACAGAGUGUUUUCUUUCUUCCCUCUUUCUAUGUUUCUUUUUAUCCCUCGUUCUCUCGACCCUCUGCCCCACUCUCUUUAUCUCGCUCGUUCGCUAUCUCUCAGGUAUUUUGAAUGUUUGUUUUCUAUGUGACUCCAGACUCCCUCUGGUAGGGUUAUGGUCCCCCAUAUCUAUCUGAAUGGUAUAACCCAGGGCGGUCCUUCCAUUUCAACUCUCACUAUGUGGCGGAAGGCACCAAAGAGCCACACUGGAGGGGUGUUUCGAGGAGCCUUUCGGCGAAGCAAUGUACCACCCCAUAAGAAAGGUAUCUGUAUUCACUGACCCAGAGUCAGUCCGUACUGUUAACGCUCAUAUUCCCCACCUUAACAAUCCUGACCAACAUGCAGAUCAGAGAUCACCUUAUCAAUUUGCCUUUUAUCCCCUGAAAGCUUGAAGAGGUUUCAUCAAAUAAGGGUCAUAUCAUAGGGGCUAUCAACUUAAUUCAGUUCCUUUUUUAUUUCAGUCCCUUUUGAAAGCCUCUGAAAGUAUCUUGACGGUGAGAUGUGGUCAUUUAAACGUUGUAUGAUAUCGACCGACUACCUAUAAGGAGACCGGUUGGGGAGGAGAGGUGUGAGGCAGGGUUAGCUGCUAACACGGUUGGCACACUGCUUGAUUGUAUUCUAAUCUCUACGUUACGACAUUAAAGCAUUACAGUACAGCCAUGGCAUGGCUAGCUACAUCAUGUAAUCCCCCUGAGGCUUGUGUAAGGGCUAUUUGCUUUGUUCUACUUUUUUCUUCUUCCGUCUAGUGUGUGCGUGUGCGUGUGUGUUAAGAUGGGGAGGUUAAGGUUUUUGUUUGAAACCCCCCAAAAAAGGCUUUUGUAUUGUGUUCUCAUAUGUUUAAUUGUGAGAGACUUGACUGUUUUUUGUGAUGGUCCCUCCUGCUUAGUAGGCCUGUUUUAAUAAGGUGUGUGUGUGUGUGUGUGUGUGUGUGUGUGUGUGUGUGUGUGUGUGUGUGAUUAUUGGACGACUGAUCCAGGUCUUUGAAUGUGCUGAUGUAAUGAGGGGGAGAGAUCCAGAGAGAUGGAACGGGAACAAACACGCAAAUGUGCAAGCUACCCAUCUACCCUCAUCUCUUUCUGUGUGUGGGGGUCUUGGGGGCCCCAUCUCGUCCACCCAGAUGUGUGCUGUUAGCAGGGGGAUGGAUGGGGAGACAGGUCAUCCGCUGGCCCUUUGUAGAGAUGAGCCCUAAAGGAAGGGGCCCCUGGGAACUGGGACAGCUGCUUGUCUCUCUCUCUCUCUCUCUUCAUCCCCCUCUCCGCUCUCCGUACAGCUCCCAUCUCUCUAUAUAAUGUAUAUGUUUCUCUCUCGCUCCUGCUGGUUGAACAGCAUUAAUGUAUUAUCACGGUGAACAUAAAUGUUCAUUCACACCAUACACUCAGAACACUAGAGGUCAAAGACAACUGUUAUUUAGGAUUCUUUAGAAUUCUAUGUUCUCUAGAACGUGAUAGAAUCACCGUACUACUGUAUUGGCACUACUUGUAUACAUUGGUGUUGCUAUUUGAACAGCUUCAGUUAGUGGAGCGAUUUAGGAACUACUAGUGAAUUGUGUUGUCACUUCUGUUCUGUAUAGCCUUGGUACAGGUGAGUGUGAAUAUGGAUACCGUGGCAAACCAAAGCAUGUAGUGAUGGUUACUAUACAGGAGAAUGUAGACCCAGACGAUAGUUAAGUGUGGGUAUGUAAACGUCCAAGUAUCAGAUGUGUGUGUGUGUGUGGUCCUAGCACUUUCAAUGUGGGUGUCUUCGACACACCACAGCCCGGUGUUGUAAGAAUGUUUGUGAACGCUGCGAGAAAAUGUAUCAACGUUGUCAGGACGUUUUUGAGGCGUCCUUUAGAGAUUUUUCUCCUUCCUGAAUGCUCCCCUGCGUUUUAAAACACACCACAGUCCAACGUUGUGGUAAAGUUGUUUGAGCGUGGGAAAGUUGUUUGACAGUUCCUCUAAAGAUUUAAAUCCAGCGCUGUUUGAAGUUUGAAAUAUGCACUGUCAAGAGUAUCUCUCACGAUAUACCUUAAUCUGCCUAGUUCGUGGGCAUAGAAAGUAGUAUGAAGCUUGAAUCAAUAUUUAGCCUCUAUCUGUGAAAAAUGUAAACACACUUAGAUUCUGGUGCAGAAUAUCAAUAUAUAAAGUUAAUGGCAGCAGUUUUAUUCAAUUCUGUACCCAAUCUCACUUGGACUGUCUGCUGCAGAUUGAGCUGUUGUGCCAUUUCUAUCUACAGGGAUGAUCAUGUUAAUUGUGAAGCUUAAAAGUCUAUGUAGCAAUCAAUUAGUUCUGCCCAGGGUUUCUAUAUCUAUAGAAUACGAAAUGUGUGUUCGAUGAUAUGACACGAUCAAACAUUCAGACAGCCUUCUCCCAUUGCUUCCCUGUUUGAAAUCUGAUCUCAUGUAAACGUCGGCGGCAAUGUGAGGUCACUGUACUGCUAAAACUACCGAACGUUAUAUUAUUUGGUGCUUAAACUACUGAUAAUUGUUUUUGAUUGACAACUAACAAUGAUUUGUAACACAUGUUUCUGCUGCAAUCACUCAAACAAUCAAUUCAAAUAUAGUUCAUCAAAGAUAUCCCGACCUAAUUACCGUAUACAAGUGCUGCAGUUUCGUCAACGACCACCCCAUAUCUGGAAAUAUUUGCAGUUUUCAAACUUCCUCUUCCUCCAUAAAGUGCAAAUUGAAGUAGAUUUUCUCUUAUCAUGUGACUGUUAUGCGGUGUUGUUUUAUUUGGGAUGUUUUGAAUGAUGAUCUUGAAUGGUACUGCCGUAGCAUGAAAUAAAUCUGGACAUCUCAACUCUAA